GAAGACCAAAAAGAUGUUGCAGGCGCUACUAAUUCCACUGCUACUGGCCCAACAUGCUAUGGCAGCCUGCAAUGAGUGUCAAAGUGAAAGCAAUGUGGCUUGCCACAACGAAACAAGCUUCUCCGUUUGCUUCAAUGGAGUGCCUUCGUAUAAGCUCCUGCCCUGUCCCGAGGGUUUCUAUUGCACCGAUGGCUUUUACACUUGCUACCGCGGUGCCAGUCCAGUGUGUGAUUCAACCACAACGGAGCCACCAACUACAACAACGACAACUGAAACUCCUUUUAAUGUCGAAGACUUGUGCGAGGCAGCCACUAAGAGUACAUUUUUUGAAAACAAAGAUGACCCCACCUGUACUACUUACAUAGCCUGUUCGGUAAUCGAUGGAGUUCACUCAAUGAAGGUCACAACAUGCAAGGAGAACACUUUCUUUGAUGUCAACCUUAAGAUUUGCGGAACCGCAAAGCCAGAUGGUUGCGUGGAGGCAGAAACUACAACCACAACAACGACUACGACAACAACAACAACGACUACGACAGCAGUGCCCUGGACCAAGGAGGCAACCUGCGCGGAUAUUACCAAAACUGAGUUGUUUGCCAACGAAGACGAUCCCACCUGCAAGAGUUAUGUAUAUUGUUAUAUUCCCAACGGAACCAUCGUGGCUUUGAUAAAGAAUUGCAAGGCAAACCAAUAUUUUGACACCUCUUUAAGAGUUUGCGUCGGAACCAAACCCGAUUAUUGUACAUAAUUAAGAAAUUCUCAUGAAUUUCGAAAUUCAACAUUAAUUGUUGGCCAAUAAAAGCUUUAACUAAAAA
This is a messenger RNA of Drosophila kikkawai, 812 nucleotides long. RefSeq names its product salivary glue protein Sgs-3. NCBI's taxonomy places the organism in Eukaryota, Metazoa, Arthropoda, Insecta, Diptera, Drosophilidae. Gene Ontology annotation, cellular component: extracellular region. Gene Ontology annotation, molecular function: chitin binding. The record is from RefSeq and is a predicted model, not a curated record.